AAGUCGAUAGGAGAAAGAGGUAAAAAAAAUUAAUUGAUAGGCGUAAUGUAUAGAAUAGGUGAUGGUCAAUGGCCGGUGGUAUAGGUUCUCCUUGAAUAUCUGCAGUGAUCUUGAGCAGCUCUUUGUCUAUCCCUUCAAACUCUCCCACACUUGUUUCGAGAUCAAGGAGAAGAGAAAGAAGGAAGGAGGAAAACCAGCAGGAUCAACCAAGGGUGAGAGCAGCGGAGGAAAACCAGCAGGAUCAACCAAGGGUGCGGGCAGCAGAAAAAAAGGAUCAACCAAGGGUGAGGGCAGCGUCGCUGAAGCCAAGCUCAUGGAUGUGCUAGGACUAAUCCGGAUCAGGGUGCGCCGUGGGAUCCAUCUGGCCGUGCGCGACACCCUCAGCAGCGACCCCUACUGCGUCAUCUCAUGCUCCAACCAGAAGGUCAAGACCAAGGUUGUCAGGGGCAACUGCAACCCUGUGUGGAACGAGGAACUCACUAUCUACAUCAAGGAUUUCGAUUCUCCCAUAGUGCUCUCUGUGUUCGACAAGGACACGUUCACGGUGGAUGACAGCAUGGGGAGCGCGCAGAUAGACAUCGAUCCGCUGAUAAAAUGCCUGAAGCUGGGGCUGCAGAGCCUGCCGGAAGGGACGAAUGUGGAGAGGGUGCUCCCGACCAAGGAGAACUGCCUGGCUGAGGAGAGCUUCAUUGUGUGGACCAAAGGAGGGAAGAUGAUACAAGACAUGAUCCUCAAACUCAAUGAUGUUGAAUCCGGACAAGUCCAACUCCAGAUUGAAUGGAUUGAGAUUCCUGGCUGCAAAGGCCUCCGUGUCUAAUCCUCUAAUCACACAAAUUAAACCUCCCCCCUUACUAUUUUAAUUCUCUCACUACCUCUUUAAUUCUUUACCAUUUCCAAUUUGUACUUAAAUUGUUUUAUUGUUAGAACUGGCUCAUUUUCAUGUUAUCCAAUCAAUAAUUUCACAAUCAGAAAACAAUAGAUUUCCCCAUUAAGUCAA
Molecule: messenger RNA, 997 nt
Organism: Salvia splendens (bonfire salvia)
Lineage: Eukaryota; Viridiplantae; Streptophyta; Magnoliopsida; Lamiales; Lamiaceae
Product: protein C2-DOMAIN ABA-RELATED 7
Exons: 2
Coding region: 62-817 (251 amino acids)
Source: RefSeq, a predicted model, not a curated record